Porites lobata is the source of this 503-nucleotide messenger RNA. NCBI's taxonomy places the organism in Eukaryota, Metazoa, Cnidaria, Anthozoa, Scleractinia, Poritidae. The record is from the annotation of a GenBank genome assembly.
AUCGUUAAUGGUGCUAAAAGCUGGUUAAUCGUCAAGACCAGUGAACUGGCAGAGAGUGCAAAGAAGGUGUUUGGCGAUGAAGUGAACAUAACGCUCGAGGGAAGACGUCAUCUCGGUGCGGUCAUCGGAUCAAAAGAGUUUAAGGAUCAAUAUUGUCAAGAGAAAGUUGAUAAGUGGCUCAGAGAAAUGGAGUCCCUCGCGGAGAUCAGCAAGAGCAAGCCCCUCGCUGCCUAUGUCGCUUUCACUAAAGGAUUUAAAUCCAAAUUCCCUUAUUACUUGCGCACCAUCGAAUCGUUUGAAGAGUAUGUGGACCCCAUCGAAGAAGUGAUUCACACUUCCUUUCUUCCUUCUGCGCAGGGCGGGAUUUGGAUUCCGGAUCUUAAGCGCGAAAGUUUGGAGCAGUUCAAUGCCUCGCUUGAUAUAACAGCACCACACGUCAAUUCUAUUGUUACUCAAAGCUCCAUCAUUCCAGCAUGAGAGCUAAUGGAGGAAAGGAAGUGUGA